CAAUCUUUCCCCUUCCCGGAAACCGACGAGCCGAAACCAAAGGACACCACCCCCAACCACAACCAGCGAUGGCUCCCAAGCGCAAGUCCCCAGCGGCGGCGGCGGCACCCGCGAUGCCGUCGAGGAUCACCAGGAGCAUGGCAGCCGGGAAGCAGGCCGCGGACGCGCCGCCCAAGAAGGAGGAGGCUGAGGCGGUGCCGGUUCCGCCUGCGGCCCCCGCCGGCCAGAAGGGGAGGAAGAAGGCCAAGAAGGAGGAGGUUGUGGAGGAGGUGGAGGCGGUGCUGUCGCCUCCGCCGGCGGCCAAGGGGAAGGGGAAGGGCAGGAAGAACGCCAAGAAGGAGGUGGCGCCCGCUCCUGCGCCGGCACCGGCGCCGGCGAAGGAGGAAGAGGAGGAGGCGGAGGAGGAGGUGGAUGACAGCCCUUUCGUCGAAGACGGGAAGCGCGUCGUCGUCGAGGCAUGCACGCAGUGCCAACAGUUUAAGAAGAGAGCUGUGAAGGUGAAGGAAGAUCUGGAAAGUGCUGUACCUGGUGUAUCCGUGACAAUCAACCCUGAAAAGCCACGCCGUGGGUGCCUUGAGAUCCGUGAGGAAGGUGGCGAAGUCUUCCUUUCGCUGCGGGACAUGAAGCGGCCUUUCAACCCAAUGAGGGAGCUUGACAUGGACAAGGUCAUCCACGACAUCGUCAAGAAAAUCUCUUGAAGCUGAUCUGGCCUUAAUGUAAGGAUGGGCCCCUAUUGCAAUGAAAAACUUCAGGGGUAGUUUUGGGUAGGAAGUUGAUAUGGCAGUGGCCAUAGAAGUUGGAUUGCCGUUCUGUUCCGUGUCCUAUGUAGCUAAGACAUGCUGAAUUAAUCGUUGUGGCAAUGGUGUAAUUGCUGUCAUCUGGUGCUUCGUUUUGUGUGCUUUCUGUGCUGAAUCCUUGAGUGCUCGCUGAUAUUGCAUUACCUGAAUUGUUC
Molecule: messenger RNA, 952 nt
Organism: Lolium perenne
Lineage: Eukaryota; Viridiplantae; Streptophyta; Magnoliopsida; Poales; Poaceae
Cellular component (GO): Golgi apparatus
Source: RefSeq, a predicted model, not a curated record